Messenger RNA from Penicillium longicatenatum, 1653 nucleotides. Its product is annotated as putative MFS transporter. The coding region runs from base 1 to 1653 and encodes 550 amino acids. The transcript has 4 exons. Gene Ontology annotation, biological process: biotin import across plasma membrane. Gene Ontology annotation, molecular function: dethiobiotin transmembrane transporter activity; biotin transmembrane transporter activity; solute:proton symporter activity. Gene Ontology annotation, cellular component: membrane. NCBI's taxonomy places the organism in Eukaryota, Fungi, Ascomycota, Eurotiomycetes, Eurotiales, Aspergillaceae. The record is from RefSeq and is a predicted model, not a curated record.
AUGAGCGCCGACGCAUCUGAGUUCGCGAGCAUCCCCAAGGACCCCGUUUCCGAAGAUGUUCAUGAACGCCCACAGGAUGCAUCGGACUCCGCAUCUGGGAACGACCUUGCCCCGGGCGAGUUCAGCGUCGAUAAUGUCGAGCGCAUUUAUAAUAAAUUGGAUUGGCGCAUUAUUCCCGCCCUCUGGGUGCUCUACUUUAUGGCUUCGGCCAUUCGCUCUAAUGUUGGUUUGGCGCAAACCAUGAAUGAAGGCGCCGGUCACGACAUCGGCGAUGUUCUGCACAUGACCAGUCACCAAAUUUCAACUGCCUUGGCUCUCUUCUACGUCGGCUAUGUGGUUUUUGAUUUACCAUCUAACUUGGUCAUGACGCGGUUGAGUCCACACGUCUGGAUGAGUCGCAUUGUGAUCAGUGUCGGACUGAUCGGUACCUGCAUGGUGGCCAUGAAAUCGGCUUGGAGCUUCUACCUGCUCCGCCUCCUUCUAGGUAUCGUUGAAGCAGGAUUGUGGCCGGGGAUGACCUAUUACUUGACGCUCUUCUACCCGCCAUCUCGCAUGGGAAAGCGUAUUGGCCGGUACUUUACCGCUGCGCAAGUAUCGGCCGCCGUUGUGGGACUAGUCUCUGCUGGAUUCCAAAAGAUGGACGGAGUCCGUGGCUACGUUGGAUUCCAAUGGAUGUUCCUGGUAUGGGGUGUGAUUACGAUCGCGCUUGGAUUUGUCUUGCUCUGGUGGCUACCGGACCGUCCUGUGGCACCGGGUGAGGAUGAAUCUACUCGCGCAUGGUAUAUGAAGUGGGUGCCUCGCAGUGCCCCGGCUUUGAAGGGACGUGAUGCGGUGAUUCACUACCAUGACUUGAAGCGUGUUUACCAUGCCCCUGCAUGGAGCUUCCGCGAUUUACUUCAUGUGUUCAUGGACUGGCGGCUAUGGCCGCUCUUGAUCAUGUACUUUGGCGUUGUUGGCGUUGGAAUCGGCGUCCAGCUCUAUGCGAACCUGAUCAUCCAGGCAAUCAACCCGUCCUUGAAUGGAGUCGAUGUGAGCUUGCUCACUGCUCCUAUUUGGAUUAUGGAUUUAAUUGCCAUCUUGCUUGUUACACCAUUCUCCGACCGCUUCCAUCGGCACCGUGCUCUUUUCUUCUCCAUCCCGACUUUGCUUCAGAUCCUGGGUCUCCUUCUCACGAGCUAUGCCGGUUCUGACGAAAACCCUUGGCCUCGGUACGGUGGCUUAUUGAUCGUCGGAUUCGGUCUCGGGCCUACUGUACCCAUCACGAUGACGUGGACUGCAGAGAUUUUCCAGCCCCGUCACGGCGAAGUCGGCGUGGCAGCUGCUUCUGCCGUGGUUUCAGGCUGGGGAAACCUGGGAAGUAUCAUGACAACCUAUGCCUUGUAUUCUGGAUGGGCGAGCGACGCCAAUGCGCCAGGACGGCAUAAGUACCGUAAGAGUAACUUGGUGAUGAUCGGCAUUUUGAUUGCCAGUAUUUUGGCAGCCAUCUUGAUGCAAGUGACACUUCACUAUACGGAUCGUCGGUACCGUCACACCGAGGAGCACGAAGGCGCUGUUGACGGAGCUGCACGGCGAGAGGCGCAACAGCGUGGACUGCGGGGAUUAGGAUCGGGCAUGGGUCAGUUUUUCCGACGUGGCAAAGCCGAUCAGGAGUGA